This is a messenger RNA of Ustilaginoidea virens, 1062 nucleotides long. RefSeq lists its product as uncharacterized. The record is from RefSeq and is a predicted model, not a curated record. The transcript has 4 exons. Gene Ontology annotation, molecular function: DNA-binding transcription factor activity. Gene Ontology annotation, biological process: negative regulation of DNA-templated transcription. Bases 1 to 1062 code for a protein of 353 amino acids. Lineage: Eukaryota; Fungi; Ascomycota; Sordariomycetes; Hypocreales; Clavicipitaceae.
AUGCAAGCUUGGUCAAACCAUGCUGGUCAUCCUACCUUGCGUGGUCCCUUUGUCGUCCACAGCAUCUCACCAUCUUGGCAUCUUGGCACCCGAGGAGGGGUUGCUGAGCGCGAUAUUGGUCACGUGAUACCGGGUAGCAGAAACAUCGCAAGCCAGCGUCACCACGAACCUGAACAAGGCAUAUCAAUAGCAACAAGUUUCAACCCUACACCACUUUCCGACUUCCUCAUAAUGUCCAGCACUGCGGCCAUUGAAGAGGAGAAGCAGCAGUAUCAAGAGCAGCUUGAUAUCAUUGUGCAGCAACUACGCGAUGAUCCUGAAAAUGCCGAACUGCUUGCUCUGCAGGAAGAAUUAAACAACUUGAUCGGUCUGCUCAACGAAAACAUUGCUGAGCUUCAACCACAGUCAGCUCUCAAGCCAGACGUCAAGGAGCCGACACCACCGCCGCAACCUGAAAAAUGGUCGCGGGAAAAUCAUCCUGCAUUCAAGAAACCCGCAGCCCCUGUUGCUGAAGAGAAAGAUGAACCUCCCGUCACCUACCACGUCAACGACACAGUCAUGGCCAAGUGGGUAUCGGGCGACAAGAAUUUUUAUCAAGCUAGGAUUACGUCCAUUACCGGCUCAUCGGCCAACCCGAUAUAUACGGUCAAGUUUAAGAGCUAUGACAACUCAGAGACGCUGAGAUCGAGGGAUCUGAAGCCUGUGUCGAACAAGAGAAAGGUUGAUGACGCGCCACCCACACCAACCGGUCCCGGUGUUGUAUCCUCUGCGGGGGCCACAAUGUAUGACGGAACCCAGAAGGAGGCCCAGCAAGGCGAGGAAGCUACAAAAGCACCCAAGCCCAAGAAAAUCAAGGCCAAAAAGGAGCUCGAGGCGGGCAAGGCCAAAUGGCAGGCCUUCAGCUCCAAAUCCAAGUUUGCCAAAUCCGGCAAAAAAGAGAGCAUGUUUCGGACCCCAGAAGGUAUUCAUGGAAGAGUGGGCUUUACUGGUUCUGGACAAGCUAUGCGCAAAGACCCUGCUCGAUCACGUCACGUUUACCAAGUAAACGAAGACCUAGACUAA